CCUCUCUUACUCUUCUCCCUUCCUUUUUUCUUCCCAUUUCUACUGUCGCCGUAAAGGAUAUUUCAUAGGCGGUAGCGGCGGCGAUGGCGGAUCUUCUACCACCUCUUACGGCGGCACAAGUCGAUGCUAAGACUAAAGUCGAUGAGAAAGUUGAUUACUCGAACCUCCCUUGUCCUGUUCCCUAUGAGGAACUCCACCGUGAAGCUUUCAUGUCUUUAAAGGCAGACAAUUUUGAGGGCUUACGCUUCGACUUUACCAAGGCAUUGAAUCAAAAGUUUUCUCUCAGUCACAGUGUAAUGAUGGGGCCAACCGAAGUUCCUUCUCAGUCCUCUGAAACGAUCAAAAUCCCAACAGCCAAUUAUGAGUUUGGUGCCAAUUAUUUUGACCCAAAGUUGAUGCUCAUUGGAAGGGUAAUGACUGAUGGUAGAAUGACUGCGAGAGUGAAAGCGGAUUUAACUGAUAAGUUAGUUGUGAAGGCUAAUGCUCAGAUAACAAAUGAGCCACAUCUUUCACAUGCAAUGUUCAACUUUGAUUACAUGGGAUCAGACUACAGAGCUCAGCUUCAGCUUGGAAACAGUGCUCUAAUUGGAGCAACUUAUAUCCAGAGUGUUACAAACCGUCUAUCCUUGGGUGGUGAAGUUUUCUGGGCUGGUGUGCCUCGAAAGUCGGGAAUAGGAUAUGCUGCUAGAUACGAGACAGAUAAAAUGGUUGCUUCUGCACAAGUUGCUAGCACGGGUGCUGUUGUUAUGAACUAUGUUCAGAAGAUUUCAGAUAAGGUUUCACUUGCCACUGAUUUCAUGUACAACUACUUUUCAAGAGAUGUUACAGCUAGUGUUGGGUAUGACUACAUUCUUAGACAGGCUCGUGUGCGGGGGAAAAUCGAUUCCAACGGAGUUGCAUCCGCUCUCCUUGAAGAAAGAUUGAGCAUGGGACUCAAUUUUCUUCUGUCUGCAGAGCUGGACCAUAAGAAGAAGGACUAUAGGUUUGGUUUUGGAUUAACAGUUGGUUAAAGGACGGGACAAAAACCGCAGACAAAUAAGCCUGGCGCACAGAGCAGAGAUUGCAGCAGUAGUUGGUUUCAGCUGCAGGAUUUCUCUUAAAUUUAUUCUAUAUUUCAGUUUAGGCUUUUUUUGGCGAAGUUGAACAAAACAAAGGGGUAACGUUGUGUUGUUUAUUCUGAGGUUUAGGAUUUGUUUCCAAGAGCAUUUUUAUAAAGAAAGAAGAAGCAAAUGAGGUUUUUGUUUUCACUUCCUUUGCUUUAAAGAUCUCGUGAAACUUCCGAGAGCGAUGUAUCAGUUCCCUUUCAAUUAAGAAACGAAAACGAAGUCGUUUCGCUCCUCGUUCA
Messenger RNA from Capsella rubella, 1345 nucleotides. RefSeq names its product mitochondrial import receptor subunit TOM40-1. Gene Ontology annotation, molecular function: transmembrane protein transporter activity. Gene Ontology annotation, biological process: protein import into mitochondrial matrix. The record is from RefSeq and is a predicted model, not a curated record. The coding region runs from base 84 to 1010 and encodes 308 amino acids. The transcript has 11 exons. NCBI's taxonomy places the organism in Eukaryota, Viridiplantae, Streptophyta, Magnoliopsida, Brassicales, Brassicaceae. Gene Ontology annotation, cellular component: mitochondrial outer membrane; mitochondrial outer membrane translocase complex.